GCAUUCAAUUCUGUUCAAACUCAAUCGCGAGGAGAAACCAGCCUCUGGACUCCACAGCAUCACACGGACACUAAAAUGUAUCGUCUGCCGUCUGUCAACAAAAACAGUUGCGGCUUCCAACGGGAUAUAAAUGGCUACAUGAUGUUUUUGGAUAACUUGACGUCCGAACACUAAAUAUUCUUAUUAAAAUUUCGUCAAGUGUCGUGUUGACUCAAAUCUGUGCGAGUGUUAGGAUUAUCACUUACAGGUGCUGAAAAUGGCAACCAAAUACCUGAUGCUUAUUGCCUUGGGGACCACAGUGUUCGUCAGCGUGCAUGGUUGCCCUGGGCAGUGUGUGUGCACUGAUAAAUAUAACCAUCAUUUCGCAGAAUGCGCCUACAAAGACCUUCUGGAAGUACCUGUGGGAUUGCCAUUCAACGUUAGCACCCUGAGCCUUUCGGCGAACAAGAUAAAAGUGCUGACACCAAAAACUUUCAUAAACUUGACCCAGGUGAACUCUCUUUGGCUGGCACACAAUGAAAUCGUCACCGUGGAGAGGGGCACCUUGGCACCCAUGAUUCAGCUGAAGAAUUUGGACAUAAGCCACAACAAAAUCGUCCAUUUUCCAUGGGAGGACUUGAGAAAUCUCACCACUCUCCAGCUGUUUAAGAUGAACAACAAUGAGAUGAUCAGUAUACCGAAGAACGCGUUCGCCAACCUGAAAGAGCUGCGCUCCAUCCGCAUUAACAACAACAAGUUUACCACCAUCGUGCCGGGAACGUUUAAUGCUCUGGCCUCCCUGUCUCACCUCCAAAUCAUGCACAACCCCUUCAUCUGCUCAUGCAACCUUGAAUGGCUGAGGGACUGGAUCAACAUAUCGUCAAUCUCCAUCCCUGAGCAUGAAAACAUUCUUUGUGAUUCUCCUGCCCACCUCAAAGGUACCCAGGUCACCAGCAUGCCCAAACUGGAUUGCAAAGCCCCAUCUGUGUCCAUCACGUAUCAGCCAAACAUCGAAAACACCGAAAUCUAUGAGGGAUAUAUGCUCGUCCUGAAUUGCGAAACAAAAGGAAGCCCCAAACCAGAUAUCACCUGGGAGAUAUAUUCAGGAAACCAACUCAUCACAUUCCCUCUGCCCCCCAUAGUUGAAAGAAGAGAGGUGCCUAUCAACGGGGCGCCCACAAACGCGAGGUUCCUCGUGUUUCAAAACGGCACCUUGAUCAUCCCCCGCAUGAGUAAGAAGGAAGAUGGAAAUUACACUUGCUCGGCCACCAACGAUGUGGGCAAAGACUCACGCUCGGUUCGGCUGGCCGUCACCGGCACGAAAAAGCACGCCACCAAUUCCAUUCUGGACACAAAAGCGCCCGGCAAUUUACCUGACAAGUUCGGUUCCAAGAGCUCCAAAAACAGCGUGAUCAGCAUGUGGCCCAAAUCCGAGGAGAAGACAAAGAGCAUUCCAACCGGGACGUCCCUCAUUACGGUGGAUAAGGAACAAGUGGACGAAGGGACGGGCACUCUAUCAUUCGAAGGCAAAUGUGGUAUAAACGAUGGCACACAGUACAUCUCCAACCACGCUUUUAACCUCAGCCUGGAUGAACUUAAACAAUACACUUUUGAUUUUGGGGUUAUUGCGCUUGAGGUUUCCGAAACGGAGGCCAAAGUUCAACUCAACCCUUUCCAGAUGGCCAACGCAAAAUCGGUUCACCUCAACCAACAACAAGACCUGCAAACUGUGAAUAAGGAGCCUUUCAGUCUCAUCCAAACCUCCCCCAAAAAAUCUCCUCUGGACAUGCUGUACCUUUGUGUCAGUACCGGGAACGGACAUUCAGUGGUGCAGUGGUCCAAGAUCGAGGAGGGCAUCAACGCCUAUCGCUUUCGGGGACUAAACCCAGGCACGAAUUACACCCUAUGCCUCACCUACGGAGGCCAGGACUGUCAGGUCCAAGUGGUGUUCACCACCCGAAAAAAAAUCCCGUCUCUGCUUAUCAUAGUGGUAGUUAGCAUUUUUUUGUUGGCGUUGGCAACCGUACCCCUGCUGGGUGCCACGUGCUGUCACCUGUUGUACAAAUAUCAAGGCAAAACCUACAAGCUGAUCAUGAAAACCCAGAACCCGGAUCAGAUGGAGAAGCAGAUAGCCACAGAUUUCGACCCUAGGGCUUCUUUUGUGGGCUCGGAGAAAAACUUUAACCCGAGUGAGCUGGGAGAAGGGGAAGGAGAUGUGGAGGAAGGAGACGGGGAAGGUGAGGAGGUCGAGGGCAGCGUGGUGACCGAGUCCAUUCCCGAGUCCCAGUCCAAAACACAGGAGGAAUUUGAGGUGGGAUCCGAAUACAGCGACAAGUUACCUCUCGGAGCCGAGGCUGUUAACAUAAGUGCAGAAAUUAACGGGAAUUACAAACAGCCCCGUUGAGUUUCAAACAUUUAUUCGGAAGCACAUUCUAAUACUGAUUAUCGUCUCACGUAAAAUACGCGCGCGCGCCCAAUAAAGGUGCGCGUGUUCUUGUUACCUCACUAAGUUAGCAGUGUAUACGAUGAGUGUUCGUGCUUACAAAUAAUAAUAGAGGGUUUGAGAUCGAUGGAAUAGACAUAAUGGACUCACAUGCUUCAAGAAAACCUCAUAAACCACUGUAAGUCUACUCAUAACUGCAUAAUCUUACAUAGUUUUCAAAGUAGCAGGCAUUUAAACGGUUGAGAAUGCGUCACGAGCAUUAAACUGUAUGAUACUGAGGGAAACACAACGCUUCUCACAGCAUGUCCGUGUCUGGAACAUAAUCCAGGUCACCUUCAUAAAUUUCUUGUAAUGUGGGAUCCCGAAAUGUGUGAUUUUAACUAUCUUUGCGAAGGGGUGCUUUUAAAAUCUAUAGCAUUUACCGAUUGACUGAACGUGUCCUUCCUUUGAGAUUGACUACUUGUUCGUGGCAUGUCACACAGAAGUAUUUGUGUUUUGUUAGGGUACUAUUAUAGACUGUAGAUAUUCAGUGUCGAUUUGUGAUGUAAGCCAAGUAAUCUGAAAAAGAUGUUCUCUCUUUUUUAUAAACAUAUGGUCCGUUUUUACCAUCGGUCAAUGCGACAUCGCGUGUCCAGAAAAUUGACGCAUAGUGACUUGUUUUGUGUCUGACUGUCCAAUGAUGUUGUAAAAAUACUUUAAACUUGAAAAAAUUUUGAUAUGAUUUUAUGUACGUGAUCUUAAUAAAAUAUUGAACA
Molecule: messenger RNA, 3177 nt
Organism: Triplophysa rosa
Lineage: Eukaryota; Metazoa; Chordata; Actinopteri; Cypriniformes; Nemacheilidae
Gene: islr2
Product: immunoglobulin superfamily containing leucine-rich repeat 2
Exons: 2
Coding region: 257-2383 (708 amino acids)
Molecular function (GO): protein binding
Source: RefSeq, a predicted model, not a curated record